GCCUGAAACACUACUUUUUUAUGCACAAUUCUUCUUGUACGUUCUUACUUUUUACACAAAAUUACUCCAGCAAAACCUCAGCUAGAAGACAUCUUACAGACUCCUGUAAAGGAUAAAAAUAAACAAACCCGACGCAAAUAGCCCAACCCUUCCGCCUGCCUGCGGCGAAUAAGCUUCUUCACUAACGUCGCUCUCAAUGACGUCCACAUAGUGCGCGAGGAGACGCUCGCUCUCGCGGUGUUUAUAUAUAUAUAUGGACACCCGGUAGGAUACACCCGAUGUAAAGGGAUUGACUUUUCUUCUUUUUUUUUUUUUUUUUCUCCCCCCACCCGAUAACGUGUAUGUAGGAUUCCGGCGGGAUGUCGAACGCUGUGACUCGGAGAGGUGGAUCGAGUAUCAGGGUUCGUCUGACAGUUUUAUGUGCCAAGAACUUAGUAAAGAGGGAUUUUUUCAGGUUACCUGAUCCAUUUGCUAAACUAGUUGUAGAUGGAUCUGGUCAGUGCCACUCAACAGACACUGUAAAGAACACAUUGGACCCAAAGUGGAAUCAGCAUUAUGACCUGUAUGUUGGUAAAAUGGAUUCAAUCACAAUCAGCAUCUGGAAUCAUAAGAAAAUUCACAAGAAACAGGGAGCUGGCUUCCUGGGGUGUGUUAGACUAUUAUCCAAUGCCAUUAGCAGAUUGAAAGACACAGGCUACCAGCGCUUGGAUCUAUGCAAAUUAAAUCCCACAGACAGUGAUGCUGUGCGUGGCCAAAUUGUAGUCAGUUUACAGACACGAGAUAGAAUUGGUACGGGUGGUUCUGUUGUUGAUUGCAGAGGACUGCUAGAAAAUGAAGGGACACUUUAUGAAGAUGCUGGCCCUGGCAGGCCCCUUAGUUGUUUCAUGGAUGAACCAGCUCCUUAUACUGAUGGACCAGGUGCAGCUGGAGGAGGAUCCUGCAGGCUAGUAGAAUCUCCAGGUCAAGAACAGAGACUCCAGGCACAGAGGCUUCGUGGACCAGAAGUCCGAGAGCAGACACCUCAAAAUCGAUCCCAUGGGUACCAGUCACAGGACUUGCCUGAAGGUUAUGAACAAAGAACUACAGUUCAGGGGCAGGUGUAUUUCUUGCACACGCAAACAGGUGUCAGCACAUGGCAUGAUCCCCGAAUACCAAGAGACCUUAACAGCGUGAAUUGUGAUGACCUUGGCUCUCUGCCUACUGGAUGGGAGGUUAGAACCACUGUGUCUGGAAGAAUAUACUUUGUAGACCACAAUAAUCGCACAACACAGUUCACAGAUCCAAGACUACAUCACAUCAUAAACCAUCAGUCCCAGCUAAAAGAGCCAAAUCAUUCUAUUCAAAUGCAGAGUGAUGGAUCUAUAGAAGAUGGGGAUGAAUUUCCUGCUCAGAGAUAUGAGAGAGACUUGGUACAAAAACUUAAAGUCCUGAGGCAUGAGUUAUCGUUGCUGCAGCCUCAGGCAGGGCACUGCCGUGUUGAAGUGUCAAGAGAAGAAAUAUUUGAGGAGUCAUAUAGACAAAUAAUGAAGAUGAGACCCAAAGAUCUGAAGAAAAGGUUGAUGGUGAAAUUCCGUGGAGAAGAAGGACUUGAUUAUGGUGGAGUUGCAAGGGAGUGGCUGUAUUUACUAUGCCAUGAAAUGCUGAAUCCAUAUUAUGGACUUUUCCAGUAUUCUACAGACAAUAUUUAUACUCUGCAAAUUAAUCCUGAUUCAUCUAUUAAUCCAGAUCAUUUAUCUUAUUUCCAUUUUGUUGGUCGAAUCAUGGGAUUGGCUGUGUUUCAUGGACACUACAUUAAUGGGGGGUUUACAGUUCCUUUCUACAAACAACUUUUGGGGAAGCCCAUUCAGCUGUCUGACCUGGAAUUUGUGGAUCCAGAGCUGCAUAAAAGCCUGGUUUGGAUUUUAGAGAAUGACAUUACUUCAGUGUUAGACCACACAUUCUGUGUUGAGCACAAUGCAUUUGGCCGACUUCUUCAACAUGAAUUAAAACCAAAUGGCAAGAACCUACAAGUAACAGAAGAAAACAAGAAAGAGUAUGUGAGGUUGUAUGUUAAUUGGAGGUUCAUGAGAGGGAUAGAGGCUCAGUUCUUAGCUCUGCAGAAAGGUUUUAAUGAGCUAAUACCACAACAUCUGUUGAAGCCAUUUGAGCAAAAAGAACUAGAGCUUAUUAUCGGUGGCUUGGAUAAAAUUGACAUCGGUGACUGGAAGGCGAACACUAGACUAAAACACUGCUUAGCUAAUAGCGAUAUUGUACAAUGGUUCUGGCAAGCAGUGGAGUCGUUUGAUGAGGAGAGAAGGGCCAGGCUACUUCAGUUCGUCACCGGCUCUACGCGUGUUCCUCUGCAGGGCUUUAAAGCUCUUCAAGGUUCUACAGGUGCUGCUGGACCCAGACUUUUUACUAUUCAUCUGAUUGAUGCUAACACAGAUAACCUUCCAAAAGCUCACACCUGCUUUAACCGAAUUGACAUUCCUCAUUAUGAAUCAUAUGAAAAGCUCUAUGAGAAAUUACUAACAGCCGUAGAAGAGACUAGUGGUUUUGCUGUGGAAUAAUUUAAACCAAAGGAGACAAUUAGCCCAAGAAAUCAAAACAAACCCACAGACAAGACUCCUGGCCUCUCUUGUAAGAUGUCUUUCUGUCUCCUCAAUUCUCUCCCACUUAUUCUGGGAUUUCAUUGUUUUUUUUUUUGUUUUGAUUUUUUCUAUUUCACAAGAAGUACUCCUCGUCGAUGGCUUGUGGAUAAGCAGGCCGUGUGGUAACAGGCUUGUGAAAACCCAAACAAUUGUUUUUUUUUUUAAGGUGUGUGUUCAUGAAGGACGUAAUAAUGAAAGCGACAGAUUAUGGGAAAUUUUCUGUGGCCGAGUAAUGAAGGGAAAUUGGAAUGAAGCAGAAAAAGAAAUAAAUUUAUUCCGCUCAAUCAUGAAGUUCUGUCGCACAGACGCAAAUUUCCAAGGAAGAUUGAAUUAAGAGUUUUGGCCUAGGUACUAUUUUUGAAAUCUCCAUUGUUAAUUUGAAUCCUACACACUGGCCCCCUACAAUUGCUCCUCAUUGAUGCUUAUCCAAACUGCGGGCUUAGGAAGAACGUGAAGAUGGAAGUCACUUAUUACAUACUGGAAAUUUCAACCUGGUUUGAGUAUUAAAGAAACUGUGAUGAAGCAUUAAGAAUAAUAGAAACCGUUAUCUGAUUCUAGAAAAUGAUUUGACAGACUUGCACAGACACAUUUAUAAGGAACACUAGGGCUCAUAUAUAAACACUGGUCAGAUUUGUCCUUUGGCAUGGCAACCAAUCGGUUUUUGCUCUAAUUGAUCUAUUUGGUGCUGGAUGAGAAAGGUAUUCACUGAUUGGUUGCUAAAAGUUAUCGCCCAAAUGUAAAUUUGCCCGGUGUUGAUAAGUGAGUCCCACGGAGUAAUGACAUAGCAGAUGUGUAUAUUUUAUAUAAAUAUACAUUAGGGUCGACCCUGACCAAAAAACAAAAUUCCCUAUCCAGGGGUCUAGCAAUUACUAGUGUUGCCCCCCUUUACAAAGCCCUUUCCAGACCACAUAAAACCCACUGCUUAAAUGUAAACGGUUUCCCAGCUGCCUAGAUACAGAGCCGCACAGCAAGUUGGCAACCACCAUUUUUAUCGUUAAAUACACUUUUAUGUUUGGAGAAUGAAUUUAAGCAAUUUGACAUUGUUUAAAGUUUGACAUUUAUCUUGCAACAAGGCUGCAGUGGUUAAGCUGAAAGAACCCUUUUAACUCAAAAGCCCAUAUUCUUGGCUUUGUUGUAAGACCAUGUUUCCCUGCUCCAUAACUAUUAAAAUCCUUGAGAAAUGUA
Xenopus laevis (African clawed frog) is the source of this 3815-nucleotide messenger RNA. It is a transcript of the gene smurf1.S, whose product is annotated as SMAD specific E3 ubiquitin protein ligase 1 S homeolog. Gene Ontology annotation, molecular function: ubiquitin protein ligase activity; SMAD binding; ubiquitin-protein transferase activity. NCBI's taxonomy places the organism in Eukaryota, Metazoa, Chordata, Amphibia, Anura, Pipidae. The record is from RefSeq and is a predicted model, not a curated record. The transcript is spliced from 18 exons. Bases 360 to 2549 code for a protein of 729 amino acids. Gene Ontology annotation, cellular component: cytoplasm; plasma membrane. Gene Ontology annotation, biological process: ectoderm development; protein ubiquitination; negative regulation of BMP signaling pathway.